CAUCAUUGUAUGUGUUGUAGGCUGGAACUAAAGUGAUGUUUUACAAAAAAGCCGCAAUGAAACAUAACCGACUGAUGGCUGAAGCCACGGAAAAUAAAGGAUGUGAUCGGCACCUGCUUGGCCUUCAAGUGUUGGCCAUAGAGGGAGGAUUGCCCAUGCCACAGCUAUAUACAGACCCGUCCUACAUCAAGAGUGGCGGUGGAGGAAACUUUGUGCUGUCAACCAGUUUUGUUGGCUACACCCCUGUGUAUGGUGGAGUGGUACCAAUGGUUGAUCACGGCUAUGGAACAUUCUACAAAAUAGAAGCAAAAAACAUAACUACCUUUGUAUCAGCAUGGAAGUCGAACCCAGAGACAGAUGCUGUCAAGUUCACUGAAGAAGUGUACGCUUGUCUCGAAGAAAUGGGUGAACUUCUUCAGUCUCGGGAGGAAUUAGCUCGCCUGUAGGACUCUCAGUUGUGGGAAGCCUCAGAAACAUUGAGAAAUAUUACGUAUGUCAGGAAAUGUUGGAUGGGUCGUCAGUCACACUUGAUUUUAUUUGAUUGUGUCCACAUUGCAGAUGAUUUCCCUACUUUUGAUUGGUCAGAUUUGCUGUCAUGUUGCAUGGAAUCUUAUCUGGUAGUAAGAUUGGAAAGACAGUGUUACUGGGGGCCCUUAAACAGAUGUGUAAUUUAACAUUAAUAUUAUAUUACUAUGCAAUAUUUUGAAGCGUAUCAAUGCAAUUUUAUAAUAACUUAUCUUUUCUUCAAACGUCACAUUUUUUAUGUCUGUAGAAAAGAGUUGAGGUGUUGUGAUAGCCUUAGUGUUGUCAUCAGCGUGCACAUUUCUUAACCUUGGCCAACACACAAAAUCUGUUUAAGAUAUUCAAAUAAAACAUGUCGCCAUAACAAUUUACACAUAUGCAGCAUGGCCCUUAAUUUUUGUUCAAAUAAUUGCUGAGUUAUGUUUUUUUGACUGGAGAAAAAUAGAAUUGUGAUUUAGUUUGGCCCUGUGGCGCUUUUGUUAAACCUUUUCAAAAGGUUAAUUUUUUCAAUGUUUGAGUUAUCAAAACAUGUAAUUUGUAACUCACCAUUCAUGGUUUGUUAAAGUUUAUAACCCGGUUAAUUUUGAAUUGGAAAAAUACGCAAAACAUCAAAUUUGAUACAGCUGAACAAAAUCUGCUGGGAUAUGUUUCAAAUAAAAAAUAUCCCCAAAAACUGUGGAAAAUGUAUCAAAGAUUAUAACAGUACAUGUAAGAAUUUUAUAGUCCCAAAAAGGUUAAUAUAACUAAAUCAGUGUUCCUACCCAUGUCUGUAUAUAUGCAGAUAAUAUUAUAUUUAUUCCAGGAGUAAGUGUCAAAAAUGAAAUUAUUUUUUGAAUAUUGUAUGUUUAAUAUGGCACCAUAAUUGGUCUUUGUUGUUUACUAAUUUCUUUAAUUUUUGCUUAUGUUUCAAAUAGUUCGAUUUUUAUAUAUAUGGUGAAAUCUUUUAAGCUGUGAUUAGCAUGUUUAGAGCAUUUUUAUGUUUUAGUAGCAUUUUGAUUAUUUUAUCAGUUUUGAUAGGAGUCUGCAAUAUUAGACAGAUAUAAAGUUUAACCUGAAGUAGAAAACAGUUUCUGUUUCAUAUAGCAACUAGUUUCAGUUCCAUAAAGCCAAUAGGGUGAAUGGAUUUUAUUUACUCUGGCUUUUGGGUGAGACCCAUUUCUGCUGGUCUAGUUAGUUUUAUGCAUGUGGUAUUGAUAAUGUUUGUACCAUGAAAUACUGUGAUAAUCCAAUUGAAUGUUGGUAGAAUACGGAUAUGAUUUGCUUUUAUAUUGAUUUAUUUUAUAUUUUUGAUCGUCAAUGCAACACUUUUAAAAGUGUGUACAAUUAUUUUACCUACACCUGUAAUUAUGUUAAUAUGAAAGAGUGCACAUUACACAUACACAUGUAUCUUGUAUCUAAUAUGAAUAUGUAUGUUACAUUGCCCUAUUUAAUAAAUGAAGUAUUUAAUACAGAA
Molecule: messenger RNA, 1975 nt
Organism: Mya arenaria
Lineage: Eukaryota; Metazoa; Mollusca; Bivalvia; Myida; Myidae
Product: peroxisomal carnitine O-octanoyltransferase-like
Exons: 4
Coding region: 36-446 (136 amino acids)
Cellular component (GO): peroxisome
Molecular function (GO): carnitine O-octanoyltransferase activity
Source: RefSeq, a predicted model, not a curated record